AAAACAAGAGUGAGAAAAAAAAAAUAUAUAUAUAUAUAGGUUUCGAGAAGAACAAGAAGAAGAAGAAGAAGAGGGGAAACAUAUUUUUCUUCUGCGGAGUAUUUCAUUUUCAUUUCCUAGUUUCAGGGUUUUUUGUGGAGGACUUUUCAACGGUAUAGACAGCUUUUGUUUCUGUCAAAAAAAUGGAUGCUAAACCUAAGAGGAGGACUGUCACAGAAAAUGGGGAUACAGGAGAUGACUUGGUCCUUGCAACUUUGAUUGGGAAUGGGGAUGAUGUGGGACCUCUUGUCAGGCAUGCAUUUGAGAUGGGGCGGCCUGAAGUGCUCCUGCACCAGCUAAAGUCAGUUGUGAAGAAGAAAGAAGUUGAAAUCGAGGAGCUCUGCAAGACCCAUUAUGAGGAAUUCAUUCUUGCUGUUGAUGAACUUCGUGGUGUGCUGGUUGAUGCCGAAGAGCUGAAAGGUGAGCUCUCGAAUGAUAAUUUCAAAUUGCAAGAGGUUGGCAGUGCUCUUUUGAUCAAACUUGAGGAGCUUCUUGAAUCUUAUUCAAUCAAAAAGAAUGUGACUGGAGCUAUCAAAAUGGCUAAGAUCUGUGUACAGUUGUUGGACCUUUGUGUCAAAAGUAACAAUCAUAUUUCUGACGGCCAGUUUUACCCUGCAUUAAAAACUGUGGAUUUGAUUGAAAAGAAUUAUUUGCAGAGUAUCCCUGUCAAGGCACUAAGAAUGGUGAUAGAGAAAAGAAUUCCAGUGAUAAAAUUGCACAUUGAAAAAAAAGUUACUAGUCAAUUUAAUGAAUGGUUGGUUCAUGUAAGGAGUUCGGCAAAGGAUAUUGGACAGACAGCAAUAGGUCAUGCUGCAUCAGCUCGCCAGAGGGAUGAAGAAAUGCUGGAACGCCAGAGGAAGGCAGAGGAACAGAGUGUUUCUGGUUUAGGAGAUUUUGCAUAUACAUUAGAGGUUGAAGAAAUUGAUGAAGAUUCUGUUUUGAAGUUUGAUUUGACACCUCUGUACCGAGCAUAUCACAUCCACUCUUGCCUGGGACUCCAAGGGCAGUUUCAUGACUAUUACUACAAGAAUCGAUUCUUGCAGCUCAGUUCAGACUUGCAAAUAUCUACAGCACAACCUUUUGUUGAAUCUUAUCAGACAUUUUUGGCUCAAAUUGCUGGUUACUUUAUAGUGGAGGAUCGGGUCCUGAGGACUGCUGGGGGGCUAUUGUCAGCUGAUCAGGUUGAGACAAUGUGGGAAACUGCUUUAGCGAAAAUGACAUCAGUUUUAGAGGAACAGUUCUCUCAUAUGGAUUCUGCAACCCACCUUCUGCUUGUGAAGGAUUAUGUCACUCUUCUUGGCUCUACUCUUAGACAAUAUGGUUAUCAAGUGGGUCCACUUCUUGAGGUGCUUGACAAGAGCCGGGACAAAUUCCAUGGGCUUCUUUUGGAUGAGUGUCGACAACAAAUUGUUGACGUUAUUGCAAAUGACACUUACGAGCAGAUGGUAAUGAAAAGGGAUACUGACUAUGAGAAUAAUGUCUUGUCAUUUGGUCUGCAGAUCUCAGACAUAAUGCCAGCUUUUCCAUAUAUUGCACCAUUCUCCUCCAUGGUACCUGAUGCGUGUCGCAUUGUCAGAUCAUUUGUUAAAGGGUCUGUUGAUUACCUGUCUCAUGGUGUGCAUUCUAAUUUUUAUGAUGUUGUGAGAAAGUAUUUGGACAAACUUCUGAUUGAUGUAUUAAAUGAAGCAAUACUUAAUACAAUUAGUGGUGGCAACAUUGGCGUGUCUCAAGCCAUGCAGAUUGCUGCAAACAUAUCUGUUCUUGAAAGAGCAUGUGAUUUUUUUCUUAGACAUGCAGCCCAACUAUGUGGGAUCCCGGUCCGAUCAGUUGAGAGGCCUCAAGCUAGUUUAACUGCCAAGGUGGUUCUGAAAACCUCAAGGGAUGAAGCCUAUCUUUCUCUGCUGAAUCUGAUGAACACCAAGUUAGAUGAGUUCAUGAUGCUAACUGAAAAUAUUACUUGGAAUUCAGAGGAAAUACCUCAGAAUGGGAAUGAGAAUAUUAAUGAAGUAAUCAUUUAUAUUGAUACUCUUAUGUCCACAGCACAGCAAAUUUUACCCAUGGAUGCUCUGCAUAAGGUUGGUAGUGGAGCUCUUGAACAUAUUUCCAACUCAAUAGUGUCAGCUUUUCUGAGUGAUAGUGUCAGGAGGUUCAAUGCUAAUGCUGUUAUGAGUAUUAACAAUUAUCUAAAGAUGCUGGAGUCUUUUGCAGAUGAGAGGUUUCUUAGCACUGGCUUGAGUGAAAUAUAUAAGGAUGGUAGUUUUAGAGGCUGUUUAAUAGAAGCACGGCAAUUGAUAAACCUUUUGAUGAGCAGCCAGCCUGAGAACUUCAUGAAUCCAGUGAUAAGGGAGAAACACUACAAUGCUCUGGAUUAUAAGAAGGUGGCCACUAUCUGUGAGAAAUUCAAAGAUCCUUCUGAUGGGAUCUUUGGAAGCCUUUCAAGCAGAAAUACAAAGCAAAGUGCUCGAAAGAGGUCAAUGGACACGCUGAAGAAAAGACUGAAGGACUUCAACUGAUAAUGCUUGCAUUACAUAUUUGCCUCAGAAUUGGGAGUGUAUUUUUUUUUUUUUUUUUUCCAUUAUCUGUGCUGAAUAUAUAAUUUUUUAUUAUCCUUGCUGAUCUUCAGAAUGGGUAGGAUUCUUUAUAUUGCUUUGUGAUUUAUAUUCAUAAAUAAAAAACUUCACAUUU
This is a messenger RNA of Quercus lobata, 2724 nucleotides long. RefSeq names its product exocyst complex component sec15A (gene SEC15A). Bases 183 to 2552 code for a protein of 789 amino acids. The transcript is spliced from 2 exons. NCBI's taxonomy places the organism in Eukaryota, Viridiplantae, Streptophyta, Magnoliopsida, Fagales, Fagaceae. Gene Ontology annotation, cellular component: membrane; exocyst. Gene Ontology annotation, biological process: intracellular protein transport; exocytosis; Golgi to plasma membrane transport. The record is from RefSeq and is a predicted model, not a curated record.